Molecule: messenger RNA, 456 nt
Organism: Klebsormidium nitens
Lineage: Eukaryota; Viridiplantae; Streptophyta; Klebsormidiophyceae; Klebsormidiales; Klebsormidiaceae
Source: the annotation of a GenBank genome assembly
AUGAGGGCGCCCUUGACGGAGACCAGGGACUACAUUCUGGUGCACGGAUUCGCCUACAACGACUACAUCUCGGAGCUGACCAAGCCCAGUGACAUCGGCAAGCCCCAGUUCGGUGCCGAUCUGAACAAGGCCUUCGCCAACACUUACUUCAACACCAGGCAGUUCCUCAUCGACGGCUUCGGUCUCACCGAAAGGGAGUCCAUCAGCGUCAUGAGCACCAGCGUCGACUUUGGUGUGACCCAGGUCGUCGACUCCAACUGGGGCGCCCACGGCAUCAUCUACAAGUCGGUCUUCUCCAAGAAGACCAGCCCCGCCGGGGGGAUCCCCCUCAUGUCCAGCAAGCGCAAGCUGCUCGAGUCCGCGGCCGCGGCCGCGGGCGAGGAGGCGUACCCCGACAUGAUCCAGAUGAUGGAGGAGGCGCUCGCCCAGCGCGCCGCCGACGCGCGCGAGCUGUAG